GGGCGGAGGAGAGGGCGGCGUGCCGGAGGCUGAUGACAGCGGCAAGCUCCGCCCAGCGGCUGCUCCGGGAGGAGGCAGGGAGCCGCGCCGCAGCCCGCAACCCGGACGCGCUCGGCCGCCCCAGCCCGGCAGCAUGGUGCAGAUCGUGACGGUCCGGACCCAGGCCUACGCCGACCAGAAGCCCGGCACCAGCGGGCUCCGCAAGCGGGUCCGGGUGUUCCAGGACAAGGCGCACUACGCCGAGAACUUCAUCCAGAGCAUCCUGGCCACGGUGCCGCCGGCCGAGCGGCAGGAGGCCGCGCUGGUGGUGGGGGGCGACGGCCGCUUCUACAUGACCGAGGCCAUCCAGCUGAUCAUCCGGAUCGCCGCCGCCAACGGGAUUGGUCGUUUAGUGAUUGGACAUAAUGGAAUUCUCUCCACCCCAGCGGUUUCCUGUAUUAUUAGAAAAAUCAAAGCCAUUGGUGGCAUCAUUUUGACAGCCAGUCACAACCCUGGUGGCCCAAAUGGAGACUUCGGAAUUAAAUUUAAUAUUUCCAAUGGAGGUCCUGCUCCUGAAGGUAUUACUGAUAAAAUUUUCCAAAUUAGCAAGACUAUUGAAGAGUAUGCUAUCUGCCCAGAUCUGAAGGUGGACCUUGGUACCAUUGGAAAGCAGCAAUUUGACUUGGAGAACAAGUUUAAACCAUUUACAGUUGAAAUUGUGGACUCGGUGGAAGCUUAUGCGAACAUGUUGAGGAACAUCUUUGAUUUCAGUGCGCUAAAAGAACUACUUUCAGGACAAAACCACCUAAAGAUUCGCAUAGAUGCUAUGCAUGGAGUUAUGGGCCCCUAUGUGAAGAAGAUCCUGUGUGAGGAGCUUGGAGCUCCUGCAAAUUCUGCUGUGAACUGUAUACCUUUAGAGGACUUCGGUGGCCACCACCCAGACCCAAACUUAACCUAUGCUGCUGACUUGGUCCAGUCUAUGAAGACAGGAGAGUAUGACUUUGGAGCUGCCUUUGAUGGAGAUGGGGAUCGGAACAUGAUUCUAGGGAAGCAUGGGUUCUUUGUUAACCCUUCGGACUCUGUUGCUGUCAUCGCUGCCAAUAUUUUCAGUAUUCCUUACUUUCAGCACACCGGCGUUCGUGGUUUCGCGCGAAGCAUGCCUACCAGUGGAGCAAUUGAUAGGGUGGCCAAAGCUACAAAGAUCGCUUUGUUUGAAACUCCAACUGGCUGGAAGUUCUUUGGAAACUUAAUGGAUGCAAACAAACUGUCUCUGUGUGGAGAGGAAAGUUUUGGUACUGGCUCUGAUCAUAUCCGUGAAAAGGACGGGCUGUGGGCUGUCCUGGCGUGGCUGUCUAUAAUAGCUGUCCGCAAACAGAGCGUGGAGGACAUCCUGAAAGAUCACUGGCAGAAAUAUGGGCGGAACUUCUUCACAAGAUAUGACUAUGAGGAAGUGGACGCAGACGGAGCUAACAAAAUGAUGAAGGAUCUAGAAACCAUGAUGUUCGACCGUUCCUUUGUGGGGAAGCAGCUGUCAGGUGGUGAUAAAGUUUACACUGUUGAGAAAGCCGAUAACUUUGAAUACAGCGAUCCUGUGGAUGGAAGCAUCUCCAGAAACCAGAACACAGGCAGCGCUGCAGCAGCUGUCAGAGAGCAGCGAUAGCUAAGGACUGAAUUCCAGCAUUUUAAAGUCAAGGAGCUACUGAAUAUAUACAAGAUGAGUUACCCGGUACUAUAAGUUAUUUAAAUAAAAUUGUCCUGUAGAUGGAUCUGGUUUGCAGCAUACCGGGGAAAGAGGCAUACUAACUGGAAAGGAAUAAUGGACAAAGGCACUGAGAAUUGUUACUUUGCAUUUAAAAUGUUUGAAUUAUUUUCUUUAAAUGGAGUUUGCCCAGAAGUGCAGUGGUAGCAUGACAGGCUGGUAUGCAGAGAAUCAGAGUUGGUCUCUUGCUCCCAAGCCAGUAAUAGGACUCGGGUCUUCAUGAUACUUUGGAUUCAAAAGCUGUCAUAAUCUAGGAAAUGCUCAAGUGUGGCUCAGGAGGGACACAUAGUCAGUCGGGGUAAGAGGAACAAACAGGGUGCUAUUGGCAACUUCUGUUGCCCUCUGAUGAAGAAUGACCGGAGAAAUGACAUGACAGGUUUGCUGGAAGGUACAUCAGGUAUUUGAAGAGGCAGAUAAAUGAGUGUGUAUUAAUUUUGUUCUCAUUUGCA
Molecule: messenger RNA, 2187 nt
Organism: Chelonia mydas (Green sea turtle)
Lineage: Eukaryota; Metazoa; Chordata; Testudines; Cheloniidae
Gene: PGM1
Product: phosphoglucomutase 1
Exons: 10
Coding region: 134-1639 (501 amino acids)
Biological process (GO): carbohydrate metabolic process
Cellular component (GO): cytosol
Molecular function (GO): magnesium ion binding; phosphoglucomutase activity
Source: RefSeq, a predicted model, not a curated record